This is a messenger RNA of Phaeoacremonium minimum UCRPA7, 1392 nucleotides long. RefSeq names its product putative carboxylesterase protein. NCBI's taxonomy places the organism in Eukaryota, Fungi, Ascomycota, Sordariomycetes, Togniniales, Togniniaceae. The coding region runs from base 1 to 1392 and encodes 463 amino acids. The transcript has 3 exons. The record is from RefSeq and is a predicted model, not a curated record.
AUGAAUCUCACCAAUUGGCGUGAUGUAACUGUCUGGAAAGGUAUCCCCUUUGCUGCGGAUACCUCGGGAGAGAAUCGCUUCCGACCCCCACAGAAUGUCACAUCUUGGAAUACAACCUUUGACGCCCGAGACUACGGCUAUUCCUGCCCGUCAUCUGGCACCACUUACGCCACAAUUGGAGAGGACUGCUUGAAUGUUAAUGUCUGGAGUGCAGCCAAUUCUACAAACGAUAGAUUGCCUGUUGUUAUGUGGAGCUAUCCAGCUGGAGGCUCGAAUGCAGACCCCCGGUUCGAUGGCGGAGGCAUGGCCGACAAGGGAGUUGUGUUUGUCAAUUACAACUAUCGUACUGGUCCAACCGGCUGGCUUGUGUCGCCUGAGUUAACUAAGGAGAAUUUGGCUAGCAUCGGCUUAAAUAGCUCAGGGAACUAUGGAAUGCUGGACCAAUUCGCCGCUUUGCAAUGGGUACGGGACAACAUCGCAUCUUUCGGCGGCGAUCCUGAUCACAUCACAGUCAUGGGCAAGAUCGUUGGCGCCAUCAUACAAAGUGGUCUUCGCGAUCCCCAUGACCCAUCAGCUACGGAGCUUGCUGAGGGUUAUCAGACCUAUGACGUGGCGGAAGCGUACGGCGUGUCGUUCAUGGAGUCUGUCAAUUGCAGCACGAUUGCCUGUAUGCGAUCCUUACCCAUGGAAACGCUCGACACUUCUGAACUUGGUGGCACGGCUGGUGCAUCCUUCAAGGCCACUCUCGACUAUUAUUGUAUGCCGGACACUUAUCUGAAUACGUUGAAACUUGGUCUAGCUCACGACGUCCCUAUCUUGACUGGAAACACAAAAGACGAGAGCGGUGCUUCGUACGGGCUGAACAUCACGUUUGCACAAUACCUGAAAGAUUUGAACAGCACCUACGAAGGCGACUUUGUAGACCAGUUCUUGAAGGCCUACCCUGCUAACGAUUCUCUUACCGCUUCAGCUGCCGAAAAUGCUCAGUACACUGAUCGAUCCACGGUGGGCACUCAAUUUUGGGCCAAUUAUUGGAUGAGAAAUAGAACCAGCUCAGUAUGGACUUACCUUUGGGAUCAUGCGCCUCCAGGACAGACUGCAGGCGCUGCACACAUGACCGAGAUUCAGUACACCCAAAAUAACUUGUACAACGUCUACUAUGGACAAUGGGAGGACGACGACUACCAAAUUUCUACGAGAAUGAAUAGUUACUGGGUGAACUUCAUCAAGUUUGGUAAUCCCAACGGCAAGCAGCUGCCCAAAUGGGAUAAUGUUGCUUCCAAUACAACAACAACGCAGGAACUUGGCAAUGGAUGGGGACCCAGAAUUCUUGCACACGUGAACCAGAUUGAUCUGUUCAAAUCGUGGUUUGCUACCUUGCCAGCCAUUUAA